GGCGCACUUACUCAAUAGAAUGACCCCAAAGUGGCACAAACUAGUGGAAAAAUGUUCCAGGGCGGAGGUCACGUGAGAGUCUCCGUUCAGUUUCACUCAAAAUGUCACCGGGGCGGAGGGGAGGGAGGAGAGGAAAGGAGAGGGGGGCGGAUCGACUGGAGAGAGGAGUACGGGAAUGACAGUGGAUACGUCAUUCCCGUGGGCGUCGACACACCUGGGGAAUUACACGAACGCGCAACCGUGUCGCUGCAUUUUUUUUUUCGUUGUCGUUGUUGGUCAGCGCCCCCCCCCCCCCUCCCUUCCCCCAAACGAGGUGCCGCUUCUGCGUCGAGCUCGCGCCGCGGAACAACAAACGCGCAACAUGUACACGACGGAGCGCAGGAGAAUGAGCCUGCACGACCAGCGCCGCAAGGACCCCGUGCGCGUGUCCGCCGGCAGCCUGUGGCAGGACGCCUCGUCCGUGGACCCGAGCGGUGGCGGCGGCGCGGCGGCGGCCGCGGGGAAGCAGCUCACCUCCCCGCGCAGCCGGACCCGCGCCGUGUCCGUGGCGUACGUCGUGAACGAGGACGCGUCGGCGCCGCACGGCGAGGAGAGCUUGACUCUCAGCUGCCUGAAGGAAGCUUGCGCCGACGCGCACGCGCUUCUCAAAACUAUUUCGUUCGAGAGGUUAUCUUUGGGCACCACAGACAUUCUGGAUAGUUUCUACAACGCAGAUGUGGCCGUGGUGGAGAUGAGCGACUCCUUCUGCCAGCCUUCCCUUUACUAUCACCUGGGAGUGAGGGAAAGUUUCAGCAUGACCAACAACAUCAUUCUAUACUGCUACAAGCAGGAUAGUGACGUGCAGGCGCUCAAGGAGCAGUGUGGCACUUACACGUUCAUCCCGUACGUGGUGUCGCCUCAGGGCAAAGUGUUCGCCUGCGACGCCACCACCAUGAUGAGCGCCAUCCAGGACCUGAUGCAGCCCAGUUUCCAGCUGGAGCCCCUGCUGACCCCGCUGGUGGAGAGAGUGGUGCAUCUGCUGAACAACGUGCAAGUUCAGUCCAGCGAGUACUUCCAGGAGUCCAUCAGGCACGAGAUCCGCACGGCGCGCGAGCGCUUCAGCGGCCGGGCCCUGAGCGACGAGCUGAGCCGCAUCCAGCAGCGGCUGGACAGCGUGGAGCUGCUCACCCCCGACAUCGUCAUGAACCUGCUGUUGUCCUACAGGGACAUCCAGGACUACGAUGCUAUAAUCAAACUGGUGGAGACGCUCAACGACCUGCCCUCGUGUCUGGUCGCGAAACACCAGAACAUCAAAUUUAACUACAUAUUUGCUCUGAACAGGAGAAAUAAGCCCGGAGAUCGCGCCAAGGCCCUGGGGGUCAUUCUUCCCAUCGUGGAGUCGGGGGUCAAUGUGGUGUCGGACAUCUACUGCCUGUGUGGACGGAUCUACAAGGACAUGUUCAUGAGCUCCGGCUUCACCGAUCAGCGCAGCAGAGACCAGGCCUGCUACUGGUAUGGAAAGGCUUUUGAGAUGGAGCCAACUCUGCACUCGGGCAUCAACCACGUGGUCCUCCUGAUGGUUGCUGGACAUGAAUUUGACACUUCCAUCGAGAUGCGCAAAACAGGCGUGACUCUAAGCACCCUGCUGGGCCGGAAAGGAAGCUUGGAGAAGAUGAAGGACUACUGGGACGUCGGCUUCUACCUCGGAGCCAACAUCCUCGUCAACGAGCAUCAGAAAGUCACCUCGGCCUCAGAAAAACUCUACAGGCUGCAGGCGCCGGUCUGGUACGUGGCAUCCAUCAUGGAGACCUACAUCCUGUACCGGCAGUUUGCAAAGCUACCUGAGGUGAAAUCCGCUAAACAAGACACCAUGGACUUCUGGAUGGACCUGCUUCUGCAGACCUGUAGGCCCACUGACUUCACGGGCCGCUGCCCAGUGCUCAUUCUGGAGCCCAGCAAAGUCCUCCAGCCAGCUAUGGUGUGCGUGAGCGAGGAGGACCGAAGUCGCACCGUCCAGUUGGAACACGUCACGCCCGUGAAGAAAGGCCUACACCAGUGGACUUUCCCAGCGUCUGCAAUCCGCGGAGUGAGUGUCUCAAAGAUUGAUGAGCGGAGCUGCUUCCUGUACGUCCACUUCAACUCGGAUGACUUCCAGCUGUGCUUUCCCUCUGAGCUUCACUGUAAAGGUUUCUGCGAGCUGGUGAACUCUCUGCUUCAGCUGGCUGAGCAGCCCGACCAGGACCGAGACCCAGUGGCUCAGGGAAUCCCAGAGUACAUCUAUGAGACCAAUGACAACGGCGACAAGGUCAUCUUGGGUAAAGGGACCUACGGAGUGGUGUACGCUGGCAGGGACCAGAGCAACCACGUACGCAUCGCCAUCAAGGAAAUCCCUGAGAGGGACCGCACGUACUCCCAGCCCCUACACGAGGAAAUCGCUCUGCACAAGAGGCUCAAACACAGGAACAUUGUUCAAUACCUCGGCUCCGUCAGUCAGGACGGCUUCAUCAAGAUCUUCAUGGAGGAAGUACCUGGAGGAAGUUUGUCGUCCCUCCUGCGCUCCAAAUGGGGUCCCCUGAAAGACAACGAGGCCACCAUCAUCUUCUACACCAAACAGAUCCUGGAUGGACUCAAGUACCUUCACGACAAUCAGAUAGUCCACAGGGACAUCAAGGGGGACAACGUACUGAUCAACACAUACAGCGGAGUGCUGAAGAUCUCUGACUUUGGAACCUCUAAACGAUUAGCAGGCAUCAACCCGUGUACCGAGACGUUUGCUGGAACUCUUCAGUACAUGGCCCCGGAGAUCAUAGACCAAGGGCCUCGGGGUUAUGGGAAGCCGGCCGACAUCUGGUCCCUGGGGUGCACUAUUAUAGAAAUGGCCACAGGCAAACCCCCCUUCCAUGAGCUGGGAAGUCCUCAGGCAGCAAUGUUCAAGGUGGGCAUGUUCAAGAUCCACCCCAAGGUUCCGGAGUGCAUGUCCGACGAGGCGAAGGCCUUCAUCAUGAAGUGCUUUGUGCCGGAACCCGACGACCGGGCCUCGUCCGCCAAGCUGCUGAGCGACACCUUCCUCAGGUCGUCUCCCAGGAAGAGGGCCAAAGCGCCGCUGGAAUCGGAGCCCGUGGACUACGUCUCUGCUGCUGACUACCAACGCAGCCUGUCCGUGCCCGUCUCCAUCCUGGUGGAGGACACGGACUCGUUCUCGGGUUCCAUCGACCUGUCCUACUCGCUGGACCUCAGGAGGCACCAGUCCCCCCUCGGGGCAAGUGACCACUCCGAGAGCCCCCCCAGCACCAGCAGCCUCUUGUCAAUACCCGAGGACCCAUCAGACAUGAGCAGUCCCGCCUCAGCAGAUGAGAACAUGGGUCUUUUUAUGCUGAGAAAAAACAGCGAGAGGAGAGCCACGCUGCACCGAGUCCUCACCGACUACAUCAGCCUCGUCGUCUCCAACAUACUGGAGUCUGUCCCUCAGCAUGACCGAGGGACAGCGCUGACCGCAGACAACAUCACGGAGCUCAUCAGCUGCCUGCGGGACAACAUCCACACCCCCGACCGGAGGCUGCUGACGGGCCGCCUGCAGGCACUCCGGACCGCCAUGCGCUCCGCCGCAGUGUCACCCAGCAGCCUGCAGGCCGUGCUCUUCAGCUUCCAGGAGGCGGUGAAGAAGGUGUUGAGGCAGGAGCAGGUGAAACCUCACUGGAUGUUUGCUCUGGACAAUCUGCUGAGGCAGGCCGUGCAGGACGCCAUCACUGUGCUGCUACCAGAGCUGAAACUCCAGCUGCAGUCCUCAUUUGAGACGGAGGACAGCAAUGCUGAAGAGCAGUACGCCGACCCGGACACUCCUGUGGUUCUUGUCUCGGACGGCGUGUUUUCGCCAGAAGACACGGAGCAGCCGGCUUUCGCGUACGAGGUCCCGCACGCGCAAAGACCCGACUCGCCCCCAGACGGCAGCUUCUCCCUCAGUGAGAAACUGAGUGACCUGCGGCUCGAGACGGCCCGACUUCUAAGUCAGCUGAAUGAGAAGGAGAGAGAAUAUCAGCAGCUACUGAGGAACUCUGUCCAGAGGAAGCAGGAGCAGAUAGACUCACUGAGAAGAGCUGAAGCCACUGAGGACGGUGGGGCGGCCACGGAGAAAAGCUCCAGACCAGAAGCGAGGGCUUUGGUGCACUGGCUCAGUUCGGUCCCCGUAGAUCACAACACAAUCAAUAAGUUGCUCGCCCACGAGUUCACCUUGGACUGUCUCCUGUACGCCGCCUCCAGGGACGACUUGGUGAGCUGUGGAAUAAGAGGCGGCGUGCUGUGUAGAAUCUGGGCGGCGAUCAGCGCUCGUAGGAAGACCCCGCCGAGGACACACAAUGAGGACAGCGAGGACACGCUUCUUUAAUGGCUGCUGAUGUUGUGCAUCAAAGGACAGUAUUAUCUGAGGGGGGGGGCUGUCCCUGCAGGGACAAAAAGCAGGAUCCAUUCCAGUUGCCUUGUCUGUGACUCUAUUUUUCCUCCAAAGAUAUCGAACAUUUCAUCCGGUUUUAGGUGCAAAAAAGUCCGAUGUUUUUAUUUUUUUUUAAACUUUUUCUCAGGGCUUUGCCAAAUAAGACGACUGACUUAAUGUCUUUUAGAUUUCUCUACAAACACACCGAUAAAUAUGCAAGCUUUUUGGUGACAUUUUUUAUGGUAUUUCACACAAACCUCCAGUCAGGAUCUAAGUUAUUAUUGUUGUUGUACUGGGGGAAAAAACAACUUCAUUUUUACUGUAUAUGCUGUCAAAAAUCCUUAAUAAUAAACCUUAAUCGUUAAACCUUAAUCCUUAAUAAUAAACAAGAACCUCUUGGA
Messenger RNA from Pungitius pungitius (ninespine stickleback), 4806 nucleotides. Its product is annotated as mitogen-activated protein kinase kinase kinase 5. Gene Ontology annotation, biological process: MAPK cascade; protein phosphorylation; cellular response to stress. Lineage: Eukaryota; Metazoa; Chordata; Actinopteri; Perciformes; Gasterosteidae. Gene Ontology annotation, molecular function: ATP binding; MAP kinase kinase kinase activity. The coding region runs from base 176 to 4360 and encodes 1394 amino acids. The transcript is spliced from 28 exons. The record is from RefSeq and is a predicted model, not a curated record.